This is a messenger RNA of Aphanomyces invadans, 732 nucleotides long. RefSeq lists its product as hypothetical. Lineage: Eukaryota; Oomycota; Saprolegniomycetes; Saprolegniales; Verrucalvaceae. Gene Ontology annotation, cellular component: cytoplasm. The record is from RefSeq and is a predicted model, not a curated record. The coding region runs from base 1 to 732 and encodes 243 amino acids. The transcript has 2 exons.
AUGCCUGACUUUGUCCCCUCGUACCCAUCGGUCGACUACGCUUCGAUGUCGGCUGAGAAACUGGCUGCGUACCAUGACCCGUCCAACGACGGCACCGUAUACCUGUUCAACAACAUCGUGUGCCCCUUUGGCCAUCGCGCGUUGUGGACCGCGGUGGAAAUCAACGCGCCAUUUCACGUAGUUGAAGUGUCGCUCAAGAGCAAACCUGCGUCGUAUAGCGAAAUGUUUAACCGAUACGGCACGGUGCCGUAUUUGUUGGACAAUGGUUUCGCUGUCUACGAGUCGGCGAUAAUCGCGCAGUAUUUGGACUUCAAGUUUAACAAUGGCGAGUUGCACCGCUCCAACGACCCCCAGGCUGCGUCGCUGGCGCAGCUUGCCGUCGCUAAAUUUGAAGCCAAACCGUUCUACGCGGAAGCCGAAGUUCGCGAAAUCCUCGCGGAACUCGAGACGAUUUACACCAACCACGCCAAGGCAUACCGCGACCAAGGUCCGUACUUGCUCGGGGCCAACCUGAGCAGUGCAGAAAUCAACCUUGUCCCUUUCUUCUUUCGCUUCGACGUGCUCUUGACCCACUAUCACAAGGUGGACGUGUUCACCGAUAUCCCGCACUUGAAGGCCGCGUUGGCCGCUGCCGUGGGUCGCCCGGCCUUUCAACAAACGGUCCGAGAGCCGCAGUAUUACAUUGAUGCGUACUCUACUUAUGUCAACCCUGCGCCUCCCGCCGAUUCGUAA